This is a messenger RNA of Ricinus communis (castor bean), 855 nucleotides long. RefSeq names its product dirigent protein 19-like. The transcript has a single exon. The record is from RefSeq and is a predicted model, not a curated record. The coding region runs from base 125 to 712 and encodes 195 amino acids. NCBI's taxonomy places the organism in Eukaryota, Viridiplantae, Streptophyta, Magnoliopsida, Malpighiales, Euphorbiaceae.
GUGCUCCUCCCCAUAUAAAUUGAGGAAGAAACAUAGCCAGGUACAGUCCCACACAAACAAUAUUCACCACCACUAACUUAAAAAAGAUUACUUUGUGUGAGAGACCUUCUCUAUAUCGUUGUCCAUGGCUACUACAAGAUCCAUCAAUUUGGCUUCUCAAUUCAUUAUCCUCACUCUUCUCUCUUCUUUUACCACCAUAUUGGUGGCCGGAGAUAACCAUGAAUUUGUUAGAACCAUGGACAGAAAGCUCUUUGGGCUCAAGAAAGAGAAGCUAAGCCAUUUUCGCUUGUAUUGGCAUGACAUCGUUUCAGGCAUUAACCCUACUGGUGUACAAGUGGCGGGGCCACCGCUGAACACUUCAAAAACAGGCUUUGGCCUUGUAAGAAUGAUCGACAACCCAUUAACGCUAGGCCCAGAAAUGAGCUCCAAGUUAGUUGGGAAAGCACAAGGGUUCUAUGCGCAAGCUUCCCAAGAAGAGAUCGGGUUGUUGAUGGCUAUGAAUUUUGCUUUUAUCGAAGGUAAGUAUAAUGGUAGCACUAUCACAGUACUAGGGCGGAACUCGGUGUUUUCAACAGUGAGAGAGAUGCCGGUGAUCGGAGGAAGUGGGCUUUUCCGGUUUGCUAGAGGCUAUGUUCAGGCAAAAACUCACAAGUUGGAUCUUGCCACAGGAGAUGCUGUUGUUGAGUAUAAUAUCUAUGUGUUGCAUUAUUGAUAGCUUUUUUCUUUUCUGGUCUGUUUUCUCCUCCUUCUUUUUUGUCUCCUAAUUAUUCAGUUUUACGUGGUGAUUAAUUAUGAUAAUUAAUGGGACCACUUUUUGAUUAUUAUAAUUAUAAUUAUUUUGUUUUCUGUUCUUUA